AGAGAAUGGAACCGAGUACCUGUAAGACCAGUGAAUCUGAGGAAGACUCUGUUGAGGAAGAGGAAUCUGAGGAGGAGUGUGUUAAAGAGGAAGAUACCACCCCUUCUAACUCUUCACAGCAGGCACUCUCAAAGGCAGACUAUAAGGCAUUUGAGAAUGGGGAUCCCUUAGCCAUUAUAGCCAAGAAAAUUCCAAAGAAAAUCAUAGCCCCAACUGACACAGAUGACUUAGAAGUUGGGAGGAGAAAGAGAAGGCGGAAAUGCAGACCCUUGGCCAUCAACCUGACCAACUGCAAGUAUGAAAGUGUGCGGCGGGCAGCCCAAAUGUGUGGCCUGAAAGAAGUGGGGGAGGACGAAGAAUGGACUGUGUAUUGGACAGAUUGCUCCGUCUCACUGGAACGAGUCAUGGACAUGAAGAGGUUUCAGAAAAUCAAUCACUUUCCCGGCAUGACAGAAAUCUGCCGCAAAGAUCUGCUGGCUCGGAAUCUCAACCGCAUGCAGAAACUCUAUCCUACCGAGUACAACAUCUUCCCCCGUACCUGGUGCCUCCCUGCAGACUACGGGGACUUCCAGUCCUAUGGUCGGCAGCGAAAAACCCGCACUUAUAUCUGCAAGCCAGACAGUGGCUGUCAGGGACGUGGCAUCUUCAUCACCCGGAACCCCCGUGAGAUCAAGCCAGGAGAGCACAUGAUCUGCCAGCAGUACAUCUCCAAGCCUUUCCUUAUUGAUGGCUUCAAGUUUGAUAUACGAAUCUACGUCCUGAUCACAUCCUGUGACCCUCUUCGGAUCUUCAUGUAUGAGGAGGGCCUGGCCCGCUUUGCCACCAUGCCAUAUGUGGAGCCCAGCCACAACAACCUGGAAGAUGUCUGCAUGCACCUGACUAACUAUGCUAUCAACAAACACAAUGAGAAUUUUGUCCGGGAUGAUGCUGUGGGCAGUAAGAGGAAGCUGUCAACACUCAACGCCUGGCUGCGAGAACACAGCUACAACCCCCGAGAGCUGUGGGGCAACAUCGAGGACAUCAUCAUCAAAACUGUCAUCUCAGCCCACUCUAUUCUUCGCCACAACUACCGAACUUGUUUUCCUCAAUAUCUGAGUAGUGGUACAUGUGCCUGUUUUGAGAUCCUUGGUUUUGAUGUUUUGCUGGACCACAAGCUGAAGCCCUGGCUGCUGGAGGUAAAUCACUCUCCAAGCUUCACUACAGACUCCCGCCUUGAUCGAGAGGUGAAGGAUGCACUUCUUUGUGAUGCCAUGACCCUUGUUAACCUCCGGGGUUGUGACAAAAAAAAAGUGUUAGAGGAGGACAAGCGGAGAGUCAAGGAAAGGCUUUUGCAGAGCCACCAACAGCCACGAGAAGCCAGGCGAGAACAGAUCGAGUCGUCCCAUGCAGCCAUGCAGGACCAGGAACGAUAUGAGGAUUCCCACCUGGGGGGCUAUCGGCGGAUCUAUCCUGGGCCUGACACAGGGAAGUAUGAACCCUUCUUCAAGCACAAUGGCUCCCUCUUCCAGGAGACUGCUGCCUCCAAAGCCAGAGAAGAGUGUGCCAGGCAGCAACUAGAAGAGAUCCGCCUGAAGCAGGAACAGCAGGAGAAUUCAGGCACUAAGAGGCGAAAGGAAAACAAGGACCAGAACCAGGGUGAAUCAGCUGGGGAGAAGAGCCGAUCCAGGGCAGGGCCCCGGGGCCUUUUCACCUACUUGGCUUACAGGAAUCGGAAGCGGGAGAAAGAGCCCAAAUCAAUACACCUGGAUAUUAUGCAACCUCAAGAUAUUGUGGAAGAGGAGGAGCUAGAGCGGAUGAAGGCCCUGAUACAAAGGGAGAAUCUCAUUCGAAGCCUGGGUAUUGUAGAGCAGCUGACCCGCAUGCUACACCCCAGUCACAGGGGCCAGAAAAAACUUCAUGAGUAUCAGCCUAGAUUUCACCAGGACGGGCUGGGCAGUCAAGAAGUGCAAUCUGUGAGUCUGGUCCCAUUGGUGCUCCUAAGAGGGGCUACCUCAGAGCAGGGCCAGCCUCAUUUCCUGCAACCACUUCGGCCCCAUGAAUUGAUCCCCAGGAUCUUAGGGCCACUGCCAAGCACGAAUGCUGCAAUCCCACAACAUUCCCGGUGCCAUCUGCAGCCCAAGACCUUCAACUGGAUAGGAGAUCCAGCAGCCAUCGGUCCCUGUUCAUUGUCAAUGAGGAAAGCUGGGAGGCACUAUUUUUCCAGCGCUAGAGUCAGGGUCACUAGCCAAGGCCAAGCCAGCAGAAGGCUAGAAGCCAUAAACCAAGCCCUGGCAGUAUCAGUGCCAUCCACUUUAACCCCAAAGCAUGGCUAUCUUCUGCAGACUGAACGCACAUUGCCUUCCAUGGUAAAGUCUGAACACAGAACAGCCAAGGCCAGGGAUCUCACCCUCUGCCCUGCCUCUGCACCUGUUCUGCAGCAUUCCAGUACAAUUCUUAACGUUAGCCAGCACAGGUAAAAGCAAGAAGGAAGUCAGCACUCAACCUCUCCUGGAGAACCUCCUGAGGUUCCAAAAGGAGCACUGGGCCUUCAAUCUUUGCUAAAUGAAAGUCGGCCACCAAGUUCCAGUUUGAAAACCCCAGUCAGGAAUCCUGUUUGAAAAAGGAAAAACAAAGACACCAAGAAUUCCUCAACACCCUAAGAUUCUUUUGGGAUUGGUAAAGACUAAAAGAUGAAGAGCCAAGGCUGGCCAAAUACUCAUUUCCACUUGUCAAACCUGAAGCUGGGCUUACUGUUGAGGGCUGUCUGAACCUUGGGAGCGGUCACCCCAGCGACGUGUCCCUUUUACCAUUGGAGUCAAGUGCCCAAGGCACGGGUCUGUCGCCGUCAGCCGACUGCCAAGGGUGGCCGCCCUUCCUGCCAUGGUGGCGGAGACCGGCAGGCCUGGGCAGCUUGAGACAGAGGGGAGGCUCUCGGUAAUUGAAUCCGUCUUUUUAUUAAAGUUUAUGUCGUUUUCCAGGA
Molecule: messenger RNA, 2959 nt
Organism: Marmota flaviventris (yellow-bellied marmot)
Lineage: Eukaryota; Metazoa; Chordata; Mammalia; Rodentia; Sciuridae
Gene: Ttll13
Product: tubulin tyrosine ligase like 13
Biological process (GO): microtubule cytoskeleton organization; protein polyglutamylation
Cellular component (GO): ciliary basal body
Molecular function (GO): tubulin binding; tubulin-glutamic acid ligase activity
Source: RefSeq, a predicted model, not a curated record